This is a messenger RNA of Pogona vitticeps (central bearded dragon), 1165 nucleotides long. NCBI's taxonomy places the organism in Eukaryota, Metazoa, Chordata, Lepidosauria, Squamata, Agamidae. The record is from RefSeq and is a predicted model, not a curated record.
CCUUCUCAUCCAUCAAUAGGCCUUCAAAUGAAGAGCCCCGAGAAGAAACGCCGGAAGUCCAACACCCAGGGCCCUGCUUACUCCCACCUCUCGGAGUUCGCCCCUCCGCCGACCCCGAUGGUCGACCACCUGGUGGCCUCGAACCCCUUCGAGGAUGACUUCGGGUCGGCCAAAGUGGGCUCCGCUUCCGCCCCGUUCCUCGGCAGCCCCGGCCCGUUCGGGAACUUCCGCAUGCAGGGAGCGAUGGGACCCCAGGUUCCCCCCGGCUACGGCGGGGGGCCGCAGCCGAUGCGGAGGGGCAACUCCGGCCACCAGCCGCCCCCCGGGCUCGUCUACCCCUGCGGGGCCUGCCGCAGCGAGGUCAACGACGACCAGGACGCCAUCCUGUGCGAGGCCUCGUGCCAGAAGUGGUUUCACCGCGAGUGCACCGGGAUGACGGAGAACGCCUACGGCCUGCUGACCACCGAGGCCUCUGCCGUCUGGGCCUGCGACUUCUGCCUGAAGACCAAGGAGAUCCAAGCCGUUUACAUCCGCGAGGGCCUGGGGCAGCUGGUGGCGGCCAACGACGGCUGAAGGCGCGCCGGCGGAGCGGGCCGGACCUCUGCGCCUCGGACAGGCUGGCCCGCCUCAACCAGGACAUUGCUGGAAACGACGGGCCCUCGGUUUUAUGCCGCUAGAGGGUUUUUUUGGACCUGAACUCGAACUCCUGCUUUACGCCGACAGACCUGGCCGUUGAACGUGGGUGGUCAGGCCGCCUCCUUCCCCUCCACUUGAGACUCUCUUGCCCCCUUUAGGGUGGUCAGGACAGCUCCCUGAGCAGAGACACGGCCCUUCAACACACUUCCCCUCUGCCCAUCGAGGUGACCGGCUCGCUCUGCCAAAGAGGAGGGCCGGCCCUCGCUCACGUACGCCCGUGGAGACGCGUGGCAGACUUUCUGCACGUAGAGGCGUGAGCUGCUUGGUGGAAAAGAUUUUUGUAUGUGCGGUUUAAGUUCCGAGACCUCCAGGAGCAAGGGAAGGAGGUGGGAAUCAUUGUCUUCACUCUGAACGUUUUGGACUCCGACCCCUUCCCCCCAGCCAGCGUAAUGGAUUAUGGACGUUGUAUUCCAAAACUUCUGGAUCGCCAGAAAUUCCCUGCCUCCAUUAAGGGACAUUAUUUCCUGCC